AUCAAAAAGCCUCGCCACCAGCAACCCCAAAGACCAAACCAGAAAGCUAAGGAAGAAAAAGAAAAAGCUAAGAGAAAGCAAAACAACAGUGCACAGAGAGAGAGAGAGAGAGAGACAAAGAAAGGACAUUCAUGAUGGGCUGUGCUGCGUCAAAACCUAAUACUCUCCACACCAACACCAACACCAACACCAACACCAAUCGCCUUGAAGCAACUCAUUCUCUUCACAGCCCUGCAUUCACUUCAUCAUCAUCUUCUUCUCAUCACUAUUCUUCUCCACCAGUAACCAGAGCUUUCUCUCUUCAAACCCCACUUGUUCAUCAUCCUCCUUCAAAGAAAGGCGAUUCCCACCAUCUUGUUUCUCUUACUUCCACCACUUAUGGCUCUCUUCUCCUCCUUGAACCCAUAAGCUCCAAAUUCAACGGUGAAAACCCACCUAAUCAGCUCCAUUCGCCGCCUGAAUUCACCAAGAAUAGUCAUAAAACACAGCCCCCUGCAGACCCCGGUGAGUCUUUUUCGCCCGACUCUGUUAUCAAUACUUGGGAGCUCAUGGAUGGUCUUGAUGAUGAUUUGGGUUUCGAAAUGGGUGAUUCUUUGAAGCCAAAAUCAUCAUUUUCUGAUCAUGCUAUUCAGGUUACUUCAAAAUCAAAUUCGUUCCAGCAUUUGGGUUUUGAUUCGUCUGCUAAAAAGAUGAAUGAUUCUUUUGAUUCUGUGAAAUCUGAAGAAAUAGCUGUUGAUAACUCAUUUUCAUUGUCAAAGCCACUGUGGAAGCAUUUAUCAGAGGAAUCAUUUCUGUCAAAAAUGGAUCCUAAUGUGGUCUCAAGUUACAGGCGUGCAUUGUCAUCUCGGCAAUUAGGCUACACUAAAGAAUCCAAUGGUGCAAGAUCAGUGGGUUCUAGUCCCAUGAAUUCUUCAUCAACCCACAAAAAUGGGUUCCUUUCUGAAAACACAGAAGAUAAAAUUGUUCUGUAUUUUACAAGUUUGAGAGGAAUUAGAAAGACUUAUGAGGACUGCUGUGCAGUUAGGAUGAUCUUCAAGGGAUUUAGAGUUCCAGUGGAUGAAAAGGACAUUUCAAUGGAUUCUUCAUACAGAAAGGAGCUGCAGAGUGAGCUUAAAGGGAAAGCAAUGAACUUGCCACAAGUGUUUAUCAAGGGGAAGCAUAUUGGUGGGGUGGAGGAGAUCAGGCAACUGAAUGAAACAGGUGAAUUAGCAAAGGUUUUAGAAGGAUUUCCUGUAAGAGAUCCAAGGUUUGUCUGUGAGAGUUGUGGGGAUGCAAGAUUUUUGCCAUGUCCAAAUUGUCAUGGCAGUAGGAAGUUGUUUGAUGAGGCGGAGGAACGGCUGAGGAGAUGCCUUGAUUGCAACGAAAAUGGGUUGAUUCGCUGCCCUGGUUGCUGCUAAUGAAUUGGAUGAUAUGCAUAAUUAUUGCAAAAUUUUUGUGCUAGCUGCUUCUUAAAUCUUGAAGGAAUUCUAAAGAACUACUGCUUCUUAUUUCACUGUUCUGUGAUUCUUGAUGCUUAAUGAGAUUUGUUUAUUUUGAUC
Manihot esculenta (cassava) is the source of this 1538-nucleotide messenger RNA. RefSeq lists its product as uncharacterized. NCBI's taxonomy places the organism in Eukaryota, Viridiplantae, Streptophyta, Magnoliopsida, Malpighiales, Euphorbiaceae. The transcript has a single exon. The record is from RefSeq and is a predicted model, not a curated record. The coding region runs from base 132 to 1397 and encodes 421 amino acids.